UAUCGCGGCGCGCUGUGCUCCGUCCUCUGGAGCGCUUGGUGACCGUUAGGCCUCCUUACCUCAGGAGUGAGGAGCACAUUUCGGGGCGUCCCUUCGGCCAGGGAUGGAGAAGCGAGUCCUGGCUGGGCGGGCUUGGCCUGCUGGGAGCGGUGCCGUGUCAGUGAUGGAGGCCCCGAUGCAUGGCACCGUGCACCUGAGCGACUGGCAGAAAAGUUACUUUGCUAUUGCCUCUGGCACCUGCACACCCGGACAGAAGGCUGAUGAGUACCGUGCCAAAAUUCUGCGUAUUCAGUAUGCAUGGGCAAACUCUGAGAUCUCUCAGGUCUGUGCUGCCAACCUCUUUAAAAAAUACGCAGAGAAAUACUCUGCAAUUAUUGACUCUGACAACAUAGAGACUGGCUUGAAUAACUAUGCUGAAAACAUUUUGACUUUGGCAAAGUGUCAACAAAAUGACAGUGACAAGUGGCAAUCUGCCUUGACAACAGAGAAUGUAUUUGGUUUGAAGUGUGUGCAAGAGAGGAUGCAGGCUGGCAAAAAUGUCCAGAGCUCUCAGAUGGCACCAGCAGAUGCCCUUGUACUAGCUGAUAAAGGGGUCAGUGCCUCUGCUGCUCCAGGCCUUCCCAGGCUCAGUGCUUUCAGCAGCACCGGUGAGAGUGAACGCUGUGCUAGCUCAUCAAAAAGUACAGGUCGGGGCCCACAUCUCCUUGAGCAUCCCUUGUCUUCAAAGUCUCUCCAAAGCAGUGUGCCUCCUGAGACCAAAACUUCGGAUAUACUUCCUGUGUCUUCUGCCUCCUUAAGUGAACAGAUUCAUACAGGGUUCCAGGCGGCACCGCUGUUUGGAAAUAAAGAAAUGACAAGUGGUCCUUCUCUGAAAAUUCCAGGUAACUGUAGUGAUGGACAAAAUUUGUCUCUUCCCAAUCAGUCAGCUGUACAAGCAUGGUCUGGGAAAAGAAAAGCAUUUUAUGGCUUGACUGAUAAAGGCAGCACUUCCACUUCUAGUCUUGCUCCAUGCCAGGCUUCCAGUACUAUGGAAGCCAACAGUUUUUCCGGGAGUAGAAAUGGAAUUGAAGAGAGUGGUGUUCCUGGUUUUAGAACUGCCAAAGAACAGCUGUGGGUGGAUCAGCAAAAGAAACCUCAAAGUCUACAACAGCGUGCGCCAGUCUCAACAUAUGGAGGUGUAAAAAAGUCACUGGGUGCUGGUAGAUCUCGGGGUCCAUUUAGCAAGUUUGUUCCUCCAGUCCCAAAACAGGAUGGAAAUGAAAACGGAGGAAUGCAGUGUAAGCCUCAUGCCAGAGGGCCAACGGAUCCUUUACUUCCUGUAGAUGAACGACUGAAAAGCAUAGAACCAAAAAUGGUGGAACUCAUUAUGCAUGAGAUCAUGGACCAUGGGCCUCCUGUGAACUGGGAUGACAUUGCUGGAGUUGAAUUUGCUAAAGCUACAAUAAAAGAAAUUGUAGUCUGGCCUAUGCUGAGGCCAGACAUCUUUACUGGGUUACGUGGUCCUCCUAAAGGAAUUCUUCUCUUUGGCCCCCCUGGAACUGGGAAAACUCUCAUAGGCAAGUGCAUUGCUUGCCAGUCUGGAGCUACUUUUUUUAGCAUCAGUGCCUCUUCUCUGACUUCCAAAUGGGUAGGCGAGGGGGAAAAGAUGGUCCGUGCCCUGUUUGCUGUGGCACGAUGUCAACAGCCAGCAGUGAUUUUCAUUGAUGAGAUUGAUUCUCUGUUGUCUCAGCGUGGGGAUGGGGAGCAUGAGUCUUCAAGGAGAAUAAAAACUGAGUUUCUGGUCCAGUUAGAUGGGGCAACAACCUCCUCUGAAGAUCGUAUUCUGGUGGUUGGUGCAACGAAUCGGCCCCAGGAAAUCGAUGAGGCUGCCCGAAGGAGACUUGUGAAGAGACUUUACAUUCCUCUUCCAGAAGCUUCAGCUAGAAAGCAGAUUGUUACUCGUCUGAUGUCAAAGGAGCACAACUGUCUCAGUGAAGAGGAAAUCGAGCUUAUAGUUAAGCAAUCAGAUGGGUUUUCUGGGGCAGACAUGACACAGCUGUGUCGUGAAGCUUCUCUGGGCCCUAUCCGCAGUCUUCAGUCCAUGGAUAUCACAACCAUCAUGCCAGAGCAAGUACGACCCAUUGCUUUUGUUGACUUUGAGAGUGCCUUUGGAACCGUGCGGCCCAGCGUGUCCUCGAAGGACCUGGAGCUGUAUGAAACCUGGAACCGGACAUUUGGCUGUGGCAGAUAGUUGCAUUGUAACUUUUGCAGAAACAGUUCUUUAGCACUGCUAUGUAUUAAACCUGUGAUCAUUUAGUGUAUCCACGCUGCUUUUUGUUUUUAUCUGUCUUUGUAAUAAACACUCUAAAUUUAUGCAGCCAGAUGUCCAGGUGUUGGCAUGAGGUGUAGCUCAUUGAAAAAACUGAGGAAUUACAGAGAGCUGCUGUGAAGGAUUGAUGGAUGAGUUUCACUGAUGUUAAGGGGAAGAUGAUAUCAGAACUAAAUAAUUUGGUUGGGGGUGUAGCAAAGCUGGAGCUAAUGGGGAAACUCGGGGGCACACUGAGUUGGAAGGGAGACAGGAACAGAGGAAGGAAAGAAUCAUGGUGGAAGAGGAAAGAAACUCAUGGAAAAAUAGAAGGGGGGAGGAAAAAGAACAGUGUCGUACAAAUAGUGGUGUUGUUUGACUGAGACCUGCCUACAUCACUGUAGCCUAUUCCCAGGUUGUUAUUAAACUCUCUUUCUGUUUGCUUUUCCAUUUGACUUUGUUUUCUAUUCUGUGUCUGUGUGCAUACCGUGCCUAAUCAGGAGGGCACCAACAACUGUAGAAGAGGCCAAGGGUCAUAAGGGGCUGUAGGCUCUCAGGGCCAGCCAUGGACUUUCCAUAUUGUGUAGGGGUAGGGUGAUGUGAUCCCUCAUGUCUGCGCAAACUUCUCUAGAAGAAAUUACUAGCAAUCUUCAGGUUGGACUGCAAAUGGGAGGAAAGUAGCAUCUGGAAUGAGCCAAAGUAUGACCUGUUGGCAGGGAAGUUGCCUCCAUCCCUGCAGGCAUUCAAGGCCAGGCUGGA
This is a messenger RNA of Centrocercus urophasianus (Greater sage-grouse), 3043 nucleotides long. It is a transcript of the gene FIGNL1, whose product is annotated as fidgetin like 1. The record is from RefSeq and is a predicted model, not a curated record. Gene Ontology annotation, molecular function: microtubule severing ATPase activity; ATP binding; ATP hydrolysis activity. The coding region runs from base 104 to 2230 and encodes 708 amino acids. The transcript is spliced from 2 exons. NCBI's taxonomy places the organism in Eukaryota, Metazoa, Chordata, Aves, Galliformes, Phasianidae.